UCGCGCAAGUGAAUUACCGUCGCGACGUUCCUUCGAAAAUAUUAACGUACACCGUCUCUAUACCACGGGAAAUUAUUUGUUUCCACGAAUUUUCGAGGAACCACGAAUAUACUACUCGUGCACGCGUAAAUUCAUCGGGAACGUCGUUUCUACGGACGUUCAGAAAGAAGUUAUCGCGUACGACCUCGUCCAGUAGCUCGUCCGGGGUCACGGUGCGUGCUACAAGUGAUAAACCGCUUAAUCACGUUUCUCCCGAAUACGUAAAUGCUUCACGGAACAUCAGGAAGUUGCAAUUCACGAAUGACACCACACUUUUCACGCAUAAAACCGUGAGGGAGCGUAACUCCGCGCGAGAACGCGUCUCGCGAAUCGUUCGAUAGAUCACGUUCCGACGUUUAAUCGUAUUUCCAACAGGCUACACUUGAAAGCGUGGAUUUUAAUCGAUCGUAGGAGAGACGCUUUUAGAUCCGUACCAAAAGGAAACGGCACUGUCCACACGCGGCACUCGACUCGCGGUGAUCUCUCGGUGGAUACAGUGGCGAAGAGACCGGCGAGGAGAAGAGGAGAGAUAAGUAGUCACUUCUCGAUUAGUGGUCCGUCAGAGCUUCGACGGUCUUUCUCGAGACGAAGAGGACAGCGUAGUCAUGUGGAUUUCACGGAUCGGUACCGUACUUCUGUUUCUCCUCGUGAUUCUCUUCUCGACGUCUUCGGAAUGCGCGAGCAAUUCCACCGCGCCGAGGAGCAAGUUCAACAUAUUGGCGAUCUUUGCUCAUCCGGGGAAAAGUCAUUUCGACGUGUUCAAGCCUCUGUUGGAGGAGUUGGCUCGAAGAGGUCACGAUUUAACCGUGAUCUCGCAUUUCCCUCGAUCGCAGAAGGCUAACGCCGCCGAACCUUUGCCUACCUACAAGGAUGUCAGCCUGUACAACGAGAAAAAUGGAAUACUCGUGAACGUGGUCGAUCUACACAUGAUCGUCGAUUCGUUCUACAAGAUCAUCCGGGAUCUAGUGAUGCUGCACUACAUGUCCGGCAAAUCCUGCGAAACAUGCCUGAGCGAUCCUACUGUUAAAGAAUUUAUCGACUCGAAACCGAAGUUCGACGUAAUUCUCGUGGAGAGUUUCAAUACUAACUGUUUCAUGACGCUUGUUCACAAGUUGAACGCACCUUUCAUCCAAAUAUCCACUCACCAAUUGAUGCCGUGGGCUAUAGACGAUUUCGGACUUUCUCAGGAGACCAGCUACAUACCUGCUAUGUUUACCCGACUCCCAAGGCCGAUGAACUUCCUCGAGAGGACGUUGAACACGAUAACAGCCAGCUUCUUGUCGCUUGUCUUCCACACGAUCUACGAAUGGCGCGAUCACGCUUUAGCCGAGAAAUAUUACGGUCAAGGUAUACCGAAUCUGCAAACUGUCAGUAACAACGCCUCGUUGAUGAUGGUUAACACGCAUUACACCAUCCACGGAUCGAUACUCUAUCCACCGAACGUUAUCGAAGUCGGCGGGCUUCAUAUCCCGCCGAAAGUGAAGCCUCUGCCGAAGGAGAUCGCCAAGUUCUUGGACGAUGCACGCGAGGGUGUUUUGUACUUCAAUCUUGGCUCGAUGGUCAAAAUGGCCACGGUGCCGAAGGAUAAGUUGGAGAUAUUGUUGAAAGUGCUCGGUUCUAUCCCCAGGAAAGUGAUUUGGAAGUGGGAGACCGACGAUAUGCCGAAUAUACCCGGGAACGUUCUCGUGCAGAAAUGGCUACCGCAGUACGACGUGCUGAAUCACCCGAAUGUUAAGUGCUACUUUGGCCACGGCGGUCUUCUAGGAUUGACCGAGGGUGUUUAUACGGGAGUACCGAUGGUACUGAUGCCUUUGUACGGUGAUCAAUAUCAGAACUCGAUCGCUGCUCAAGCUAGAGGCGUUGCUUUGGUGGUGAAAUUCAGCCAGCUUACUGAACAGACCUUGAGGCACGCUUUCGACGAGAUAUUCAAUAAUACCAGGUACCGCGAGAACGCGAAGAAGCUCGCGAAGGCGUUCAAAGACCGCCCGAGCACCCCCAUGGAGACAGCAGUAUGGUGGACAGAGUACGUCGGUCGAGGCCACGGUGUCCCGUACAUUCGAAGCGAACGUGCGAACUUGUCCUGGUUUCAGCGCAAUCUCAUCGACGUCGGCGCGUUUUUGGUAGCCGUUUUUUUGCUCGUUCUCUACCUAUCCUACAGAGUCUUCAAACGUCUGACUAGCCGGAAGAACACGGGCAGCAAGAAGAAACGAGAUUGACGAGACAGCGAGUAUGAAAAAUUCCUAA
Messenger RNA from Habropoda laboriosa, 2283 nucleotides. It is a transcript of the gene Ugt37C1, whose product is annotated as UDP-glucuronosyltransferase 2B20. The transcript is spliced from 4 exons. Gene Ontology annotation, molecular function: UDP-glycosyltransferase activity. NCBI's taxonomy places the organism in Eukaryota, Metazoa, Arthropoda, Insecta, Hymenoptera, Apidae. The record is from RefSeq and is a predicted model, not a curated record. The coding region runs from base 645 to 2255 and encodes 536 amino acids.